Gallus gallus (chicken) is the source of this 5695-nucleotide messenger RNA. It is a transcript of the gene WNT7A, whose product is annotated as Wnt family member 7A. Gene Ontology annotation, cellular component: extracellular region. NCBI's taxonomy places the organism in Eukaryota, Metazoa, Chordata, Aves, Galliformes, Phasianidae. Gene Ontology annotation, biological process: positive regulation of JNK cascade; canonical Wnt signaling pathway; cell fate commitment. The transcript has 4 exons. The record is from RefSeq and is marked validated. The coding region runs from base 763 to 1812 and encodes 349 amino acids. Gene Ontology annotation, molecular function: cytokine activity; frizzled binding.
GGAGCGGGCGGCCGCCGCGGGUCAAGCGAAGCUCCUGCCCCGUGCCAGCAGCAGCGGGUGCGGUGCGGUGCGGUGCGGUGCGGUGCGGGCCCGGCACGGCGGCCCCAUGCCGCCCGGCGCCCCGCGGCCAGCAGGGCGCACCGCCGGGGCAGCCCACGGGGCGCCCCCUGGUGCCACCCCGCCGCGUCCACGCCGCCUUUCCCCGGGCCGUGCCCUUCGGAGGAGCCGUGCCCUCCGCCCGAGGAGGAUCGCUGUGAGCCUCCUGGCAAGCAGGUGAUCUGUUUGCCAUUUCUCGUUACCCUUCUUCCCACCUCCCCCGCCUUUCUUCCCCCCCGGCUGGACAACUCCCUCCUUUGGAGAACACGCCCAAGUAGCUGAAGAAGAGAGAAAGGGAGGAAAAGAAAAAAAGAGAGAGACAGGGAGAUAGUUAACAUUGAACCUGGGGGGAAAGCCCGGAGCCGCCGGCGCUCGGGAGGAUCCCGCAGCCCCGUACAUCGCCGGCAAUAAAGCGCUGCGUGUGACAGGCAUACAAAUCCGGGAGCGAAGGAAAGGCGGCGAGAGGGGCAGAGCGCAGCCCCGCGGGGCCAUGCUCGGCGGCCCCGGGCAGACCCCGGCAGGCAGCGGCGGGCGGCGCGGGGCGCGGCGGGGGCUGCCCCGGUCGGGCGCAGUGCCGUGACCCGGCCCGGAGCGGGGAGCGACCCGGCCCAGCAGCGCCGCGGGCAUCAUUUCGCAUGUUGGGCUGAGACACGGCAAGCAAGGAAUAUGAACAGGAAAACAAGGCGCUGGAUUUUCCACAUCUUCCUGAGCCUGGGGAUUGUGUAUAUCAAGAUCGGGGGUUUUUCCUCUGUGGUGGCCCUGGGAGCCAGCAUCAUCUGCAACAAGAUCCCGGGUCUCGCCCCCCGGCAGCGGGCGAUCUGCCAGAGCAGGCCCGACGCUAUUAUCGUCAUCGGGGAAGGGUCCCAGAUGGGCAUCAACGAGUGCCAGUUCCAGUUUCGCAAUGGGCGCUGGAACUGCUCUGCCCUGGGAGAGAGGACCGUCUUCGGCAAGGAGCUGAAAGUGGGUAGCAGAGAAGCAGCCUUCACCUACGCCAUCAUUGCUGCCGGAGUAGCCCACGCCAUCACGGCUGCCUGCACACAGGGAAACCUGAGCGACUGUGGCUGUGACAAAGAGAAGCAGGGACAGUACCACAAGGAGGAAGGAUGGAAAUGGGGCGGCUGCUCCGCCGACAUCAGAUACGGAAUAGGAUUCGCCAAAGUGUUUGUGGAUGCCCGGGAGAUUAAGCAGAACGCGCGGACGCUGAUGAACCUGCACAACAAUGAGGCCGGGCGCAAGAUUCUGGAAGAGAACAUGAAGUUAGAGUGCAAAUGCCAUGGGGUCUCGGGAUCCUGUACCACUAAAACAUGCUGGACAACUCUGCCGAAAUUCCGGGAGCUGGGCUACAUCCUUAAGGACAAAUACAAUGAAGCAGUUCAAGUCGAACCAGUGAGGGCAAGUCGCAACAAGCGUCCAACCUUCCUCAAAAUAAAGAAGCCACUUUCGUAUCGCAAACCCAUGGAUACAGAUUUAGUGUACAUAGAAAAAUCUCCCAAUUAUUGUGAAGAAGACCCCGUCACGGGCAGCGUGGGAACGCAGGGGAGGAUGUGCAACAAGACGGCCCAGCAGUCCAAUGGCUGCGACCUGAUGUGCUGCGGUCGAGGUUACAACACGCACCAGUACUCGAGAGUGUGGCAGUGCAACUGCAAAUUUCAUUGGUGCUGCUAUGUUAAAUGUAACACAUGCAGUGAAAGAACAGAAGUAUAUACCUGUAAGUGAGUCCGUGGCCGGGCGGGCUGACCAUGUCCCUGGCCAUGAGUACAUUUGCACAUGCGCUCAACAAACCUACACAAGACUGUAGCAAAGACCUGCUCUCCCGGAAGAAAUGCUGAUGAAUGGAUCCCUGCCUUUUCUUCUCACGUUUCAUUGCAUACAUGGAUACAUAUUUCAGACUCUUAACGAAGUCAGCCAAGAAACAAAUAAUAAAACCCCAAACUCCACUAAGCCCCCUGCCGCAUGAAACAGGGAGAUCAGUUUAUCUGCACCUCUAAAGCAAAAAAGCAGUGACUGCCUUGUGAAGAGACACCGCAGAAAAUUCUCUGAGCACGGCAACGAACUCUUGGUUUGGAAAAAAAGAUGGUCAAAAACUUGUGUGUAAAAGGAGCAGGGAGAGUGGGGGACAGAUCCUCAGACACGGGCUUUGCACAGGAGGCGAUGGACAGUGCCCCGCUGUGACUCGCCCAUGUGAGUGUGCGGAUGAUACAGAUGUAGGCUUCUACACUUGUGAAGAGCUUCUGCUGGUCUUGCCCAUCUUUCCACUUCAUAACAUCUGCUACAGCGAGUAGAACUGUUGGAAUUUUCUGUAGACACUGCUUUAUCUGCCUUUUGUGUGUGUGUGUGUGUGUGCUGCAGAUUUAGCACAGGGAUUUGGGACACUAUGGGACAUAAUAAUAGCAAUAUUUAACAAUUUAUUCAGAUAAAACUAAUAUUAAUUUAUUUAAUUAAAAAGAACUCUACCGACAUUUUUGGAACUAUUCUGCAAUUAAAGUAGAUAGCUCGCUUUCUUUGUGGAAUAAUUUUCUAGAAACAGCAAGGUAAAACUGGAGCUGUAUAUAUCAUUCUUUCCUAGGGUAUUUCUAAUAGUUGGACUUGCAGGAUGUGUUCUACCGUACUGGAUGUUUAAGUACAGAAGUUGGCAUCUUUAUAUAUAUAUAUGUACAUACACAAACACACUGAAUUUUUUCUUUUUUUUUUUUCCCUGUUUGCUGCUAGUUGUCUGGAACAAGAGAUAGUGGUAAGGGUUGCAAAUCCUUACCAGGGUUUUUUUUUUUUUUCCUUCAAUUAAAGAAAGAAACAUUAAUAAAAUCCUGUUUGAGAUAUGUCUAAAAAUAAGAAACUCCAGACAAACUUCCAUCUUUUGGAAAAUCAACCAUAGGAUAAGAGAGUAUAUUUUGUAAGAGACUAUUUUUAUAUAAAUAUUUUAUUUAUACUACGUCUGCUUGUUCAACCUGUACUUUUUCUCAAAACAGGCAUACAAUUUGUAAUUCUUAGGCUAUUUAACAGAGAAAGGCUAAUUAGCUUGUGGACACAACAGCAGCAAGCUGGAUACAUUCAGCUGCAAUUGGUGGAUGUGUCAGAAAGCAGAAUGAACUUUCUCUCCGGAUGUGUGUAUAAACUGGCUCUUUUCCUGCAGCUCAAUCUGCAGAAUAUGCAAAACAAGAACAUGGCAUGUAGCAUCAAUUUUGUCACAUGGCUUGAAUUCAUGAUUGGUAUUAACUGGAUGCUCACUUAUCCCAUUCAGGAAAAAAAAUCCGAAUUAGCUUCCCACAUGCAUCAGUCAUUAAACUCUGGCGUUAUGACUAGCAAAUGUGCUGUGUGUGCUGUCAGUUAAACCUCUAUAUUGUGUUACUGUCAAAUUUGAUUUUAAUCAAUGGAAGACUGUAGACUGUGACUGUAAAAACUAGCGUGAUACACAUCGUCUGCUUCUCAUAGAUAGGAUACAAUGCUUACUUUUUGUCCAACUCACUUUGGCAUUUACAUUAUUCUUUCCUCCAAAAGGCCGGAGCUCAAAAACCCCAAAAAACACCUAGGCAUAUUUAAACACUGCUCUCUUGUUUUUCAGAGCCUAGUUAAACCUUCUUCUGUUCCCUUUAUGGCAUUUUCUUUUUCAUCACUGUUCAUUUCUCCAGAUAUUAGAGGAGCAAAUAUUUUUCUGUUUUUGGAAACUUUCUGUUCCUCCUGCUGGAUUCUUUUGUGGCUGUUAAAAAUAAUCCAAUUUUAAUGGUUUUUUGUUUGCUUGUUUGUUUCCAUUGGGUAAGAAAUGUGGCCCAGAGUUACUGAUAAUGCUGAUAAUACAGGAUCUCACACCUUUAGUGAGGCAUCAGUAAGGGAAACAAACCAGUAGGCAGGAUGCACUGUAUUCACUGAUUCCUGUUAAUAACAGCAAGUGUGGCAAGGAAUAGGUGAUACGCAUCUUGGCACCAAUCCUCUUUCUAAGGCAUAACUCCCAUCUAAGACUGCGAUGGGGAAAACUGUGAGAAAACUUUUUGAGACAAAGGUAUCCAGAAGUGCUGUGAGAGAUGCUGCAGUUUCAGCAGGAUAGCCUGACCUUUCAGAAGCUGUCUGAAUGUGACGUGGCUUUCAUUCAAACUCCCCUCUCACAUAUAUUGAUGUAAGAACAAAAGCCCAAGCAGUUUCCUUGCAGUGCAUAGCUGGAAUUAAAUAUGGUUUUGCAGACCUGCCACUUAACAUGUCGUAUGAUUUUUGUGUAAUUCAGACACCAGCAUGAAAGAGCUAGGUAAAAUGAUGAACGUAACUUACAUUCAAACUUAUGACUCGUCAAUAUAAAGCUAUAUAAAAGCAAUUUUUUUCAUGGAAUUUUCAUGCUUUUCACUCUGAAUUCCAUGCAUCGAGAAGUGACAAGGCAUAAAAUGCAGUGAAGUACAUACAGUAUGGGUGUUAAUUACAGCGCUCCAUUAUGGUUAAGUAGCUCAGAUCUAAUGUUUAGCUUUGGAAUCUCUUCUCCUUUGUUUGUAUUUAUUUUUACAUUUUUUACAUUAGCAGAUAUCAUAUCCUCAUCAGAAGUGUGUUUUCUUCACUGAUUACAGCUAUUUUGCAAGUUGUUACUUCUGCAGCAUGUUUUACCGUAGGAAAGCAACCUGUAAAUCUCCUGCUUCCUCUAUAUUUCAGUAUGCAGUGACAUGCAAUGGACAGCCAGCAGGCUAAUUCUUGAAGGACAAAUGUCUUUAAACAGUUUUGCUCAUAUACUAAAGAACUGAGUGCAUAAAGAAAUGAAUUCGGUACGCAUUAGCCCAACGCUUUACAAUACUGCUGGUGAUCUGUGCACUACUUAGGGAAAAUCUCAAUUUGACUGAUAACUGAGAUAUCAGUUUGCAAAGUAUGAAUUAAAGAUCAAGGAAAAUCAAAUGCUGCAUUCAACUAGAAAGUGUUUGAAAAUUUUUGGCAGUGUCCACUUAGAUAAGGGAAAUCUGGCCAUCAGAAUCCACUGUGUCUGGAGUUAAUUGGCCAUUCUCUAAAUGUGCUUGAAUGGCAUAAAGAAUAAGCAGGAGAGGGAGAAAGAUUUACGAUUUUGUAGAUAUUUCUCCCCCCGACAACAGUUUGUUCUUUGUCCUCAGGGAUAGAAGAGCUCUGUUUUGACUUGGUGAAGAACCACACAAUGGGAUUGAAAUGCACACAACUGCAGAACAAUACAGCCCUCAAAAGAAAAUACAUCUUUUCAUCUGCACUAACCCAGGGAAGUGCUGGAUUGCCGUCCACAUUAACAACCUAGCAGAGGUUUUUAGAGAAAGCAUACAUUUAAGCCGCAGGAAGAGUAAGAGGAGCAGAAAGAGUAAGAGAGCAAACAACUGCAAGUUGGAAAGCUGUUAUUUAUGAAAUAUCACUUCCUUAUUUGAUACUAAAAGCCCGACUCAUGGAAAUGAUGCAACUCCAUAUUGGGAUUCCUAUACAGGUUUUAAGGAUUUUACCUCGGUGCCUUUUUAAAAGGACAACUAACCUGAAUACAAUUCGCUUGGAUACUUGAAGUACCUACCUAAAACUCAUAUCGGUCAAUUAUUAACAUUUCUUUGCCAUGUAUGCACAAGCCUAAUGGAGAUAUGACUUUCAACAGAGAUAAUUAAAUGAAAAACAUCCUUAAAGUAUA